Penicillium odoratum is the source of this 564-nucleotide messenger RNA. RefSeq names its product CUE domain-containing protein. The transcript is spliced from 2 exons. Lineage: Eukaryota; Fungi; Ascomycota; Eurotiomycetes; Eurotiales; Aspergillaceae. Bases 1 to 564 code for a protein of 187 amino acids. The record is from RefSeq and is a predicted model, not a curated record. Gene Ontology annotation, molecular function: ubiquitin binding.
AUGCACGACGAUGAGCCAUCGCUCAAUAUCCCCUCGCUCUUAACAUUAGCUGUCGUAUCCUACUUCGUCAUUCGAUGGUUCUUUAACCGCGAUGAGGGUUCCAGCGGAGGCCGGCCCCGCGGCCGUGGCAACGUUGUUGACCCAGCCCAAGUCGAACAGAUCGCUCAGAUGUUCCCUCAACUCAGCACUCGGGAUAUAAUGUGGGACUUGCAGCGCAACGGUGGCAGCGUUGCGGCGACAACAGAGCGAAUCUUGGCCGGGCGCGGGCUGGAAACGCCACCUCCAUCAUUCCAACCCCAGGUCGUAAUGCCCCGCGUACAUGCUCCAGUCCAGGCUACGUCAACCGCGACAGCUUCCAAGGCGGAUGCACAGGAUUUGAUCUCUCGGUACAACCUUAGCACGAAAAUCGCCGCUGCAAGCGCAGAAGCCCAGCCGCCCAGCUCAGCGAGUGCUUGGUCACAGAACAAAGAAGAGCGCCAGCGUCUGCUUCAGAAGCGCCGGGACGAGAUGAUCCUGGCGGCGCGAAGGAAGAUGAUGGAGAAGGGCAAGGGCCCGGCCCAAUAA